Molecule: messenger RNA, 1383 nt
Organism: Neoarthrinium moseri
Lineage: Eukaryota; Fungi; Ascomycota; Sordariomycetes; Amphisphaeriales; Apiosporaceae
Exons: 4
Coding region: 1-1383 (460 amino acids)
Source: RefSeq, a predicted model, not a curated record
AUGAAGUUUUUGGCGCAGACCGCCGUGGGCUCGGCAGCUCUCCUCUUGGCUGCCCAGCCCUGCUUGGCAAGCUUCCCGCAUCGACACAACCACCUGGGCAGGAGACACAGCCAUGAACACAACAACAGCAUCAGAGGUGUUGCACACAAGGACCGUUCCCUCGGCACCUGUUCCUUCCCCGAUGGCGAGGGUUUGGUCGCAAUCACCCCGCACAAGGACAAUGCCGGCUGGGCUCUCAGCCCGGAUCAGUUCUGUACUUGCGGAAGCUAUUGCCCAUACGCUUGUCCUCCCGGCCAGGUCAUGGCCCAGUGGAAGGAUGGCUCGACUUACGGCACGACCGACAGAAUGGCCGGUGGUCUCUUCUGUGGUCUGGAUGGCAAGGCAGUGAAGCCGUUCUCGAACAAGCCGCUUUGCGUUGAUGGAACCGGCACCGUCUCGGCCGUGAACAAGGUUGGAAAGGUUGUAUCCUUCUGCCAGACCGUGCUUCCCGGCAAUGAGGAUAUCAUCAUUCCCACGGAUGUACAUGACACCCAGGUUCUCGCCGUUCCCGACCCAAGCUACUGGCAGUCCACUGCCUCCCACUUCUACAUCAACCCUCCUGGUGUCGACUCUGACAAGGGCUGUCACUGGGGUGAUGAGUCGCAGCCAAUCGGCAACUGGGCACCAUAUGUUGCUGGCGCAAACACUGACUCGUCUGGAUCGACCUUUGUGAAGCUUGGUUUGAACCCAAUCUGGCAGGGCAGCAGCUUGUUUGGAACGAAGCCCUCGUUCGGCAUGAAGAUCGAGUGCCCAAGCGGAAACUGUGUUGGUCUCCCCUGCUCGAUCGACGGCAAUGGCGUAACGAGCAACCUGAAGGCGACCGGCGCUGGUGACUCCGACUUCUGCGUUGUCACUGUGCCCAAAGGAAAGUCUGCCAACAUUGUGGUCUACAACUUGGAUGGCUCCUCAGGCAGCACGACCUCGGCCGCGCCUCCCACCACUUCGUCCAAGCCUCAACCCACGACGACCUCUACUACCCCUACUACUUCUGCAACCCCAACUACCUCGAGCACUCCUACAUCGACCUCUGUGCCCUCGACUUCCUCCAAGGCUUCGUCGACAUCUCAUGAGAGCUCAAGCAGCAGCUACCCCCCGAGCUCCUCAAGUGCUUCGGCUUAUUCCAUUGGAGGUAUCUUCCAGGAGAAUGGAACGUCAACCUCCGCUUUCUCCUGGGUCAGUGCUUCGUCUACUCCCACCUCGGUCUCGGGUAGUGGAAGCGACAGCUCGAGUGCUGGAGCCGCAUCAGCCACAGAGUCUUCAAAGAACGAGAGCUCGGCAGCUCAGGGCAACGGUGCCAUCGCCGGUUUGAUCGUUGCCUUCAUUGCCGCCGCUUGCUUGUUGUAA